Branchiostoma belcheri (Belcher's lancelet) is the source of this 3032-nucleotide messenger RNA. Its product is annotated as retinitis pigmentosa 1-like 1 protein. The transcript has 12 exons. The record is from RefSeq and is a predicted model, not a curated record. Lineage: Eukaryota; Metazoa; Chordata; Leptocardii; Amphioxiformes; Branchiostomatidae. The coding region runs from base 35 to 2962 and encodes 975 amino acids.
GCAGAAUUUGCACAGUUUGAACGAGGCUGCACAGAUGGCGUCUCGGGCACAGUUGUGUCUCGUCCUGCUGCUGCUGGCCGGGAUGACGUCCUACAGUGAGGCAUGGUUCACGCGGACCCGGACCCGGACAUCCGAAAGUACCGGCGAAAACACCGAGGCCACAUCUGGACUACAGCAAUUCUUCGGCUCCAUGAUUAACCGUGACGGCGGUAGACAGACGUCGAAGGGACAACCACUUGCCCCUGCCCCUGACCCUGACCACGAGCAGACCUCUGUGACGGAGAAUGAAGAAGCACCGGCACCAGAAGCUCCAACUCGAAGGAAGACAGGAGGGAGUUUUUGGGAGAACAUGUUCUCAAGCGUCCUUGACAGAGCUCCUGAGAACACACAAGAACUCAGCCCAGGUUCGGAUGGCUCAGCCAGGGAAAACAACUAUCUGACUUCUGUACCGGAGAAUGAAGCCGCACCAGACACACCAGACGGACCACACGCAUACGAACCGCCAACUCGAGAGAGGACAAGAAAGAUCGAGAGUUUGUGGGGGAACAUGCUCGAAAGCGUUCCGAAAAUACAAGAACUCAUUCCACAGUCCGGUGCGGAUGGCUCAGCCGGGGAAAACAACUUUCUGCAAGUCUUCGACUCAUUGAAGAACCGUGACGAUGGAGGACAGAUGCCGAGGGAUCGGCUGCCCCAGGGUGAAGCACCUGCCCCUGACCCCGAGCAGACCUCUGUGACGGAGACUGAAGCCGCACCAGACGCACCAGAACCUCCAACUCGAGAGAGGACGAGAAAGAUCGAGAGUUUGUGGGGGAACAUAUUCUCAGGCGUCCGCGACAGAGCUCCUGAGGAAAGACAAGAACUCAGCCCAGGUUCGGAAGGCUCAACCAGGGGAAACAACUUUCUGUCGUCUAUUCGUGAGCGGUAUCAACAGGCAAUGAGAGACCGGUCUGAACAGGAGCAACCGAGACCAGAAGAGCGGUACCGGUGGUACCAUCGAAAACAACAGGGAAGCGAAGAGGGAGAAACACCAGAGGUGGUACAAGAGGAAAGGCUGGAAGAAGACGUAGUGGAAGAAGAGGAAAUGUCGGGACAACACGAAGUGGAAGAGGAGGAGGUGGUGAAAGCACCAGACGCACCAGAACCUCCAACUCGACAGAGGACAAGAAAGAUCGAGAGUUUGUGGGGGAACAUGGUCUCAGGCGUCCGCGACAGAGCUCCUGCGGACACACAAGAAACCAGCCAAGGUUCGGAUGGCUCAGCCAGGGAAAACAACUUUCUGGCGUCUAUCCGUGAGCGGUAUCAACAGGCAAUGAGAGACCGGUCUGAACAGGAGCAACCGAGACCAGAAGAACGGUACCGGUGGUACCAUCGAAAACAACAGGGAAGCGAAGAGGGAGAAACACCAGAGGUGGUGCAAGAGGAAAGGAUGGAAGAAGACGUAGUGGAAGAAGAGGAAAUGUCGGGACAACACGAAGUGGAAGGGGAGGAGGCGGUGGAAGUGGAAAUGCCGGAAGAACACGUAGUGGAAGAGGAGGAGGUGGUGGAAGUGCCGAAAGAACACGUAGUGGAAGAGGAGGAGGCGGUGGAAGUUGAAAUGCCGGAAGAACACGUAGUGGAAGAGGAGGAGGUGGUGGAAGUGGAAAGGCCAGAAGAACGCGUAGUGGAAGAGGAGGAGGCGGUGGAAGUUGAAAUGCCGGAAGAACACGUAGUGGAAGAGGAGGAGGUGGUGGAAGUGCCGGAAGAACACGUAGUGGAAGAGGAGGCGGUGGAAGUGGAAAUGCCGGAAGAACGCGUAGUGGAAGAGGAGGAGGCGGUGGAAGUGGAAAUGCCGGAAGAGCGCGUAGUGGAAGAGGAGGGGACGGUGGAAAAGAUUGUGGAAGAAAGUGCCCAAGAAGAACCAGCACAGGAAAAUUCAGAAACCUCAGCCAACGAAAAGGACAUAGAACAAUCGGAAAUGAUUGCAGCCGUCAAAGAAGAAAUCAGUCACGAUUUACAGGAGACGAUGCUGCACACUGUGAUUCAACUUUUGAAGCCAGAUGAAGACUUGGCGGAGGAACCAAAGCCGACCAAUGACGAAGACGCAGGAGCGGAGGUACGGAGUCGAAGCGCCAGAGCAGCACCCAACAAGAAGGGCCGCGGGGGAACCGGGGACGAAGAAGUGGCUGGAGGCAAGAAGGGCUCCAGACGUACUGAUCUGAGAAGUGGUGGUGAUGACAAGGGUGGAAAGAAUGGAAAGGCCGGAGGCGCAGAGAAGGCUGGAGGCCAAGGGCAGACUGGAGGCCAAGGGCAGACUGGAGGCCAAGGGCGGACUGAAGAGAAAGGGCAGACUGGAGGCCGUGGGCAGACUGGAGGCCGAGGGCAGACUGGAGAGAAAGGGCAGACUGGAGGCCAAGGGCGGGCUGGAGAGAAAGGGCGGACUGGAGAGAAAGGACAGGCUUCACAGAAAGGGAAGGCUGCACAAAAAGGGAAGGCUGGUGAAAAGGGAAAGGCUCAGGCUAAGAAAUGGUGGGAAAAAAGCGAGGCGGAGAUAGAACAAGACGUCCAAGAGGAGAAAGAGAUGGAGAAAGCAGUUAAGGGGAAGAUGAAUAAAUAUGUGAGGCAAAUAGUUGCGGAGUACCUCAGUGAUGUGGCGGAGGAGGAACAAGAUGAAGAGGAACAAGCAGAAGACGUGGCGGGAACGUCUGAGGCUGAGAGAAAAACCGCGAAGCUACAAAAGCUUUUGAAGCGAAGGGGCAGGGAGGCGACCAGGGGAGAGUCUUCUUCGGAGGCCGGGAAGAUCAGCAGCGUGCAGGGCUCCAGCAUCGCCCUCCUUGUGGCGGGAACCGCCAUGCUGCUGCUCGCUGUCGGACUGAUGGUGCAGACCAGGAGGAUGAUCAGAGCCAACAGCAUCCCCGGGCGCGCGGAUUUUCAGUGGGCGGCGGAGGCAGGCACCGUACCGGGCAAGGCUCUCCACAUCCAGUAGGCUACGGACCCGAUCGACCAGCUACCAAACACAUCUGACAGUGGGACUAGUACAAUUCCAGCUCCGAUAG